UAAAGUUUGUUGUUUUAUUUCUUUUCAGUUUGAUUGAACAGAAACGAGGACAUAUCACCUGAGCUUUUAUCAUAUCAUUACGUGAUGUACUCGAAAAUUACUUUAAUGAUAAGGGUUAUUAAUAAAUACACAUUUCUUUUAUAUGUUGUCGCCGGCUUGUUAUAGCAAUACAUAACACAAAUAGUGCAGCAAAUUCCUACGGAAAACCAAAGUAAACGUACCGGUAGUACCGAGCACUCUAUGGCACCAAGAAAUGAACGCAUGGCAUUUCAUAAGGAACAUACAUAUAUAGAGUAAUAACAUAAUGGUAAGCAAAUAAUAUUUUACUAUACAAUAUUUGCCAUGUUUGACAACUUUAUCAAAAAAUAAGCACGACCUUAAAUAACUCGGUUUCUAUAACAAAAUAAUCUUGUACCUUGCCAAAUCUUAGUUUAAAGGUAUAAGAAAUGAUUUUAAUAUCGAGUUGCCGUUGCUUCAGUUCCAUUAGAAUAGAACGGAGCGUAACAAAAUGUUCAACUUGCAGAUACUAGAGUUUUUAGCGUUCGUUUCAAUUUGCGUUACACAAACACCAGUAUAUGUGAACACAAAGGUCGGAAAUAUCAUGGGAUUUCAGGAGCACAUUUCUCUUGAUGGAGAACAGAAAUUAAUUUCUAAAUUUCUUGGUAUUCCAUUCGCCGAAACAACAGGGGGCGAAAACAGGUUUAGAAAACCGGUUCCGAAAGCUCCAUUUAAAGGAACGUUUGACGCUCGUAAAGAACCAGCAGCUUGUUAUCAGCAAACUCAACAGGACAGUGAUUUAUACAAAAGUUACGGAGUAUCCGAAUUUUCUGAGGACUGUCUGACACUUAACAUUUAUGUUCCACACGAUCUUCGAGCCAACGACCUACGACCUGUUAUGAUUUGGGUGUAUGGUGGAGGUUUCACUCAGGGGGCAUCAUCAAUUUACAAACCUGAAGCGUUAGCCCUGUUUGGAAAUGUAAUCGUUGUAACAAUUAACUAUCGUAUAGGCAUGUUUGGCUUUUUACGUGACCAAAACGGCGUCUUUCCCGGAAACCAAGGUCUCUGGGAUCAGCAUCUUGCUAUCAAAUGGGUUCAUGAUCAUAUUGAUAGUUUCUUUGGUUAUAAGGAUGAAAUAACAAUAUUCGGCGAAUCUGCGGGCGGUGCCUCCGUUAUCUUUCAGGCUUUAUAUCCUGGAAAUGAGGGACUAUUCAAAAGAGUAAUAGCAGAGAGUGGAUCUGCAAUCGCGCCUUGGGCCAUAAAUAAAGUAUCAAGUUUCGAAAGAUAUUUCUACAAUCAAGGCUGUGAGCCAUCUUCACAAAUAUUUUCUACUUGUCUGCAAUCCAAAACUCCAAUAUCACUGCAAUCAAAUGAUACAAGUUUUGGCCCAGUUAUAGACGGCGAUUUUGUCAUCGCAUCUCCAAUCGACAUUGUAAACGGGAACUCUUUUGAAACUGCCAGAGCAAGAGACUUCUUUGCUUCUUUGGAUAUUAUGGUAGGUGCCAACGACAAAGAUGGUGCCGCGUUUUUCUUUUACUAUCAAGACGCACUAAACCACUCAAAUCUUGAAUUUGAUAUAACAAAAGAAGAAUUCAGAAAUACUGUUGUUCCAAUAACUAUUAAUAAAACCCCCCUUUCUGUAGACCACGACGCAAAAGUCGCAUUAGAAAAAGUUUUGAUUUUUUCCUAUACCGACUGGAAUGAUCCGGAUAACAAUGCCAGUAUAUGGAAACAUGUGACAGAUAUGAAUACUGACGCAGCGUUCUUUUCACCGGCGUCUCAGACAGUAGAUGCACAUGUCAGAUUAAAUGUAGGGAAGACGUACCUGUACGAGUUUGCCGUUCAAACAAGACAAAAUUACAUACCCUUACCUUCAUGGAUGAAAGGAUCUAAUCAUGGAGACGAACUACAAUUUGUGUUUGGAUUGCCUUUGCGUGUAAAUUUAUCAAUGGCUGGUAUGAGCAAUUUUAGCUAUAGUUCGGAGCAAGAACAGGUCGCUCGUGCAACUAUGGCGAUGUGGUCGAACUUUGCUAAAUCAGGAAACCCGAACUUACCAAUCGAUAUCACAAAAUUCAUGAACACCACGUGGCCAGCGUAUGAUAUGACGUCACAACGAUAUUUCCGGAUAUCCGAUCAGAUGUCUCCAGCAUCAAUCAUGGAAGGAUUCUAUCCCGAGAGAAUGGCUUUAUGGUCUGAAGUUAUUCCAGAAAUAAUUAAACAACAUUGUCCUAACAAAAAGCAACAAGACAUUUUCCACUUUGAUCCUUCCGCAGAGUUAGUUGGAUGAGAAAAACAAAUGUAGAGACAAUUACGCGAAGAAUUCACUAGUUCACGUUUCAAAAUUUGGAUUAUUUCACUUACUUUUAAGUACAUUUUUGAUAUUGUAUGUUAAUGUUUCAUAUUUCAAUCAUACUUGACUUGUAUAACAAUUUAACACAAAUUUAAUUGCUAAAUAGACUUCUACAAAUAAAGAGACAUAUUAUAUACGUUAGUACAACGUGCAAAGUAUUUCAUUAUGAGAACUCAUUUUUUUGCUUCGUCUCUAUAAAUCUUAACAUGUGUAUCGAUAAAUUUUAGUAUACAUUUAAAGUCACAUAAACUGAAAUUUCCGUGACCUUAAUUAACGAGAUAUCAAUGUUAGUGUAAAUGUGUGAGCGUUAGUCAGAGCAGCUUCAACAUGGUAACUUCAUUUAACGUGAAUUUGCUUUUGAUAAGCCAUAUAUUUCGCUGUUUUAUGUUUAUGUUUUAUGCGUCAUAAAUAUACGAGUUUACUAGCAUAAAAAUACUUCCCGUAAUAAAACGCAUAUAAACUUUAUCUGUCAUAUGUUUUGGUUGGAUUUAAUGUCUUACCAACACUGUACAGGUCAUAUGGCGACUUUCCAGGUUUACUUUAGCGUAAACUUAGGUGCCUAAUUAUUUAAGCACCUGAACAGAAUCACAGACGUUUCAUAAGCUAGCUAGAUAGCUUCAUCACAUGAAAGGAUCCAAAGUCCCUUGCGGGAAUCGAACCCACGGCAGUGAGUGGCAAGUGGUUUUAAGUCCACGACCUUAACCACUCGGCCACUGACGCCCAUUUUUAUUUCAUGCAUGUAAGGUUAAGGUUAGUAUAACAAACUAAGUCGCAACGCUACAAACGAGCAAUUGCUCUUUACCGGUAGGAACAAUUGCAUCUAUUUUCAAUCUAUAGUUUUAUUUACAUCGACAUACAUCACGUGUCAUUUUGAAUCAUGUAUGACAUUUUCUUAAUUGUUUAGUACUUUUUACAAAAUUGAAUGAAUGAAUGAAUGAAUGAAUGAAACCAAAAGCCAUUGUUAAGGAAACAUUACCCAUCAAGGCAUCUGGAGAAAAACACUCUCAUCACGAAGACUAUCUUCGCUGCAUUUAGAAUUGACUAUGCUGAAAUGUUUAACGACUCUUUUGGCUUUUAUAAAAGAUAUAGUUACACAAGUAACCUCAAUAUUUAUUUAGUUUUAAAGAUGAGGCUAUUAUCUUUGUUG
Molecule: messenger RNA, 3494 nt
Organism: Ruditapes philippinarum (Manila clam)
Lineage: Eukaryota; Metazoa; Mollusca; Bivalvia; Venerida; Veneridae
Product: cholinesterase 2-like
Exons: 3
Coding region: 509-2284 (591 amino acids)
Biological process (GO): synaptic vesicle endocytosis; postsynaptic membrane assembly; chemical synaptic transmission
Cellular component (GO): cell surface; synapse
Molecular function (GO): signaling receptor activity; neurexin family protein binding; cholinesterase activity
Source: RefSeq, a predicted model, not a curated record